Papaver somniferum (opium poppy) is the source of this 2104-nucleotide messenger RNA. RefSeq names its product cytochrome P450 71B35-like. Lineage: Eukaryota; Viridiplantae; Streptophyta; Magnoliopsida; Ranunculales; Papaveraceae. The record is from RefSeq and is a predicted model, not a curated record. Gene Ontology annotation, molecular function: oxidoreductase activity, acting on paired donors, with incorporation or reduction of molecular oxygen; heme binding; iron ion binding. The coding region runs from base 412 to 1449 and encodes 345 amino acids. The transcript is spliced from 2 exons.
AUAAGUUGUUAGUUUUUUUUCUUUGGUAAUCUUCCUCAACUCUGCUUUUAAUUAUUUGUUAAACGAUGUGAAUGGAAAGAGAUAGGAUCACUUUUGGUUGAAGAGCUAAUCAAGAAUACCAUUAUGUUAUGCUCUAAUUCAGAGGCGUUCAAAGACGUUUAGACAGAUCUUGUUCUUUUCAUCGGGAUCGUCAUUCAUCUCUUGUAAACACUAUCGAAGUCAUUCAUCUUAGCUAGGUGCCCAUGUCAAGUACGUCAGUCAGACUUGUCUGACUUAGUCACAUUUUUAAAGUUAGCAUGCGUGAUAAUCAAAAUCUAUACGUCCAUCCAUCCAUCCAUAAGGACCAUAACCUUAUAAAACAAACAACAAAACACGCACCACCAUGAUUAAUUUUCGUAACAAAAUUUGAGCAUGGAGAUACUUCCUUGUAAUCCUAUUUUUCUCCUUCUUCCUCUGCUUUUCCCAUUUCUAUAUUUUCUCAUUCCAUUAAGAACCAGAAAGGAUGACCAGUAUCAAAACCAACUUCCACCAUGUCCUCCUAAGCUUCCGCUCAUUGGUAACUUACAUCAACUUGGAACACCGAUUCAUCAAGUACUAGACAAACUAUCUAAAAUAUAUGGUCCAGUCAUGCUUCUACAACUUGGUCGGGUAUCAACACUCAUAAUCUCCUCCGCCGAAGCUGCCGAACAAGUCUUGAAAACGUACGAUCUUGAUUUUUGUUCUAGACCUUCACUUGUUGGACAUAAACGUUUAUCGUACAAUCACUUAGAUAUUGCUUCUGGACCUUAUGGGGAGUAUUGUAGAGAGAUUCGGAAAAUAUGCGUACUUGAACUUUUCAGUACAAAAAGUGUGCAGUCUUUUAAGGCAGUCAGGGGAGAGGAGAUUGAUGUGCUGAUUGAUUCCAUAUCAUCUUCUUCAAAUACUAAUAUUCCCAUUGAUGUUUUCCAAAAGUUACUAAGCUUUACACAUAGAACGAUUUGUAGGGUUGCUUUUGGGAGUAAGACUGGUGAUCAUGGUAGGAAUCAACUGGUCAAUGGCAGGCUUAUGGAAAUCCUUUACGAGGUCAUGGUUGUUUUAAGUGGUUUCUCUGGGUCCGAUUUUUUCCCCAAGGUAGGUUGGAUUUUCGAUAGGAUUACUGGAAGCCAUGGUAUAACUGAAAAAUGCUUUCAUGAUUUGUAUAAAAAAUUUCAACAAAUUGUAGACGAACAUCUGGACCCGGAGAGACUCAAACCAGACCAUGACGAUAUAAUAGACGUUCUGCUGAAACUAGAGGACCAGACGAGUACAAUUCGUCUUACGAAUGAACAUAUCAAAGCAAUUCUUAUGAAUGUAUUUCUUGCUGGAGUAGACGCACCAGCUUCAACAAUGAAUUGGGCAAUGACAGAACUGGCUAAAAAUCCGGAAGCAAUGAAGAAAGUUCAAGAAGAGAUUAGAAACCAUGUGGGAUAAAAAGGAAAGGUAGAAGAAUCAGACCUUGAUAAUCUCCCCUACUUGAAAAUGGUAAUUAAAGAGACUCUACGGUUGCACACACCAGCUCCAUUGCUAAUUCCAAGAGAAUGCAUGAAACAUAAUAAGAUUGAUGGAUAUGAUGUAUACCCAAAAACAAUGGUCCUAAUAAAUGCAUGGGCAAUCGCGAGAAAUCCCAAGUAUUGGAAAAAUCCAGAAGAGUUCUUUCCACAUAGGUUCAAAGAUAGCUCGAUUGAUUUCGUAGGAAGUCAAAAUUUUGAAUACAUACCUUUCGGGGGAGGUCGAAGGGUUUGCCCUGGAAUGAACAUGGGAAUUGUGUUGACGGAGCUCGUCCUUGCCAAUGUUUUGUAUGCCUUCGAUUGGGAAUUACCAAAAGGAAUGAAAAAGGAAGAGGUAAACAUGGAGGAAUCAUCAGGGAUUAAUAUUCGUAACAAAUAUCCACUUGAGCUUGUACCCAUCAAGCAUAUGGUUAAUUAGGAUUAAGAGAAGAUAAAAUUGUGUGCCAAAUAUUCAUAUGCAUGGGUGAUGUGCUUUAAAAAAAGUUGUUGUCAAGUUGUUAAUGUGCUUCAGUAAAUAAAAUGAAGUUGUAAUAUAUGGAUGGUGUAAUGCUAAUUGUUUUUCUUAAUUUAUACUGAAU